GGGCGUGGCUUGGUGGAGUGAGGGUCCCUACACAUCUUUGUCCAGGGUGCAGCAGGCUGAGUGUGGUGGGGAUGGCAGUCAUCCCCCUGAGCUGGAGGUGAGCAGAACCCCCCCUCCAGGGAGCAGAUCGUAUGGUUUAAAGGCCCGUUGUCGGCGCCGGGUGCCGUGGAAAGGAAUGGGUUCUGCUUAUGAGCUGUAAAUCCUCUUCCCAUCCCAAAAAUGCAGAGCGAGGAAAUCCAGGAGGAUACGGGGAAGGUGGAGAACGCCACCAAGAGUACUAAAAGUGCCCCCCAGAGCCCCCUGAAGGGCACGCUGAGGAGAGCAGCGGCGGCUGUGUCUUUCGAGGGGGUAACUGGAGAAACUACCAUAGAAAGGAAGAAGAAAAAGAAAAAGGAGCCUCGGCCGGAGUCCAUCAUUGUGUAUCGGUCUGACAAUGAGAAGGUGUCGGAGGAAGAUCAGGCAAAUCGGGAAGAGGGAGAGAGGACUGCUGAGGAAGGGGCUAGGUUUCUUGGAACCCCGGUAUCUGACGGAGGAUGGAGUACGCACCCCGACAGUCGCUAUGUUACUUUAACCGGGACGAUUACUCGUGGGAAGAAGAAAGGCCAGAUGGUGGAUAUCCAUGUGACCCUAACGGAGAAGGAGCUUCAGGAGCUGACCAGGUCCAGGGAACCUUUACAAGAGAAGACGGCGGACGAAAGGAAGAAAUGUUCCGUGGGCUUGGACAGAGGUCCGCAUGUCCUGCUUUGGAGCAUCCUUUGUGUGCCGGUCGUCUUCGUUCUCGCCUUCGUCUUGUCGUUUUAUUAUGGAACCAUCGCGUGGUACAACAUCUUCCUGGUCUACAACGAGGAGAGGACUUUCUGGCACAAGAUCACGGUGUGUCCCUUCCUGAUGAUCUUCUACCCCAUCAUUAUCGUGGCCCUGUCCUUUUCUCUGGCUCUGUACUCGGCUGUGACCCAGAUAUCCUGGUCCUUCGGCGAGUGGUGGCGUGCGGUCAGGGACAUGGAGAAGGGGUUUUGCGGUUGGCUCUGCAGCAAACUGGGCAUGGAGGACUGUUCCCCGUACAGCAUCGUGGAGCUUCUAGAUUCAGACAAUAUCUCCGGGAGCCUUUCUGCAAAAGGUUCUACUCAAGGAGUGGAGACGUCGGCGGUCUGAACCAAAUAUCUUCCAUCAUUGGUGCUUCACAUGAGCUGCUUCUUCUCCUUUUGCCUGAAAUGAUCAAAACCUCCAAUCUACCCCCAAAAAAGCCUUUUUUAUUUUUUUUUUAAUUUAUUUUUGUUUUUGUUCAAAGCUCUUCACAUUUCUUCCAAAAAAACUGUAGCUUUUAGAAAGCACGUGCAUGUCACAUCUGGGAAAAGCUUGGCAGCGGAGGCAGCUCUCGCUAUGUUGGCUGUUUUGAUUUAAAAAUCCAAUUGGCUGAGGGUGAUUAGAGUUGCCGCAGCCCAUAAAACCAGGUGCUUCUCUGCUCGUGGGUUGUAAUGCGGACGCUGUGCAACCGAAAGCUGGAGAAACAAAUAUUUAUCGAAUUGCAUUUCUUAACGGAAAUCGGUUAAAGAAAAAAAAAAAAGCAUUUUCUGGUAUCAAAAAAAUGUACUCGGAAAUGAGUUCUCUCUUUUAAAAUACAGAU
Molecule: messenger RNA, 1624 nt
Organism: Spea bombifrons (plains spadefoot toad)
Lineage: Eukaryota; Metazoa; Chordata; Amphibia; Anura; Pelobatidae
Gene: TMEM169
Product: transmembrane protein 169
Exons: 3
Coding region: 220-1152 (310 amino acids)
Source: RefSeq, a predicted model, not a curated record